Penicillium alfredii is the source of this 1542-nucleotide messenger RNA. Its product is annotated as cytochrome P450. The transcript is spliced from 3 exons. NCBI's taxonomy places the organism in Eukaryota, Fungi, Ascomycota, Eurotiomycetes, Eurotiales, Aspergillaceae. The coding region runs from base 1 to 1542 and encodes 513 amino acids. Gene Ontology annotation, molecular function: oxidoreductase activity, acting on paired donors, with incorporation or reduction of molecular oxygen; iron ion binding; heme binding. The record is from RefSeq and is a predicted model, not a curated record.
AUGCUCGUGUCAGUGGACAACGCCCCCUACAUCUUGGUGGGCCUGCUCCUGGCCUAUUACCUCGUCCCUUAUGUGCAGCGCUGGCGGCUGCGCGACAUUCCCAGCCCCGGCUUGGCUGCCUUCACCAACCUCUGGUUGCUGCUGCAAGCUCGUCAGGGUAAGCGCUUCGUGUCGGUGGACGAGGCUCACAAGAAAUAUGGCAAGCUGGUGCGCAUUGCGCCCAACCAUAUCUCCGUCGCCGAUGACACUGCGAUCAACACCAUUUAUGGCCACGGCAAUGGAUUCCUGAAGGCGGACUUCUACGAUGCCUUCGUCUCGAUCCGUCGCGGUCUGUUCAACACCCGCGACCGCGCCGAACACACCCGCAAGCGCAAGACGGUGUCGCACACCUUCAGCGCCAAGUGGAUCGGUCAGUUCGAGCAGUACAUCCACGCCAACAUUGAGAUGUUCGUGAAACAAUGGACCCGCCUCUCCGACCUUCAGGCCCACCCCAAGACGGGCUACGCCAGCCUCGACGCCCUGAAUUGGUUCAACUACCUGGCAUUUGAUAUCAUUGGUGACCUGGCAUUCGGUGCCCCCUUCGGCAUGCUGGAGAAAGGCAAGGAUAUCGCCGAGAUGCGCAAGAGCCCCAACGACCCGCCGCAGUACGUGGCUGCUGUCGAGGUGCUCAACCGUCGCGGGGAGGUAUCCGCCACCCUGGGUUGCUUGCCGGCCCUGAAGCCCUUUGCCAAGUACAUCCCCGACCGUUUCUUCACCGAGGGUAUCCAGGCUGUCGAGAAUCUGGCUGGUAUUGCGAUUGCCCGGGUCAACGAGCGCCUCAAGCCCGAGGUUGUCGCCCAGAACACCCGUGUCGAUCUGCUGGCCCGUCUGAUGGAGGGCAAGGAUGAGACCGGUAACACUCUGGGUCGUGAGGAGCUCACUGCCGAGGCUCUGACCCAGCUCAUCGCCGGCUCCGACACGACCUCCAACACGGCCUGUGCCAUCCUGUACUGGUGCCAGCGUACCCCCGGUGUGAUCCCCAAACUGCACAAGGCUCUGGACGAGGCCAUCCCCAAGGACGUUGAAGUGCCCACCCACGCCAUGGUUAAGGACAUUUCCUACCUCCAAUGGACGAUUUGGGAAACCAUGCGCAUCCACAGCACCUCUGCCAUGGGCCUGGCCCGAGAGGUCCCUCCCAAUGCCAGCCCUAUGGUCAUCUCCGGCCACACCUUCAUGCCCGGCGAUGUGCUCUCCGUGCCUAGCUACACCAUCCACCGCUCCAAGGAGAUUUGGGGCCCUGACGCCGAGGAAUUCGUACCCGAGCGCUGGAGCCCCGAGCGUCUCACUGCCCGCCAGAAGGCUGCCUUUAUCCCGUUCAGCCACGGGCCCCGCGCCUGCGUCGGCCGCAACGUCGCCGAGAUGGAGCUGCUCGUCAUGGGCGCCACCGUCUUCCGGCUCUUCGAGUUCCAGAUCGAGCAAGAGGGCCCCAUGGAGACUCGCGAGGGCUUCUUACGCAAGCCGCUGGGCCUGCAGGUGGGUAUGCGCCGCCGGACUGUUUCCUAA